Messenger RNA from Sitophilus oryzae (rice weevil), 1999 nucleotides. It is a transcript of the gene eIF2A, whose product is annotated as eukaryotic translation initiation factor 2A. Gene Ontology annotation, biological process: translational initiation. Lineage: Eukaryota; Metazoa; Arthropoda; Insecta; Coleoptera; Curculionidae. The record is from RefSeq and is a predicted model, not a curated record. Gene Ontology annotation, cellular component: cytosolic small ribosomal subunit. The coding region runs from base 192 to 1901 and encodes 569 amino acids. The transcript has 9 exons. Gene Ontology annotation, molecular function: translation initiation factor activity; ribosome binding; mRNA binding.
UUUUUGACAAUUCAUUAAUUUCCAAAACUUCUGUCGGUAUGUUGGCUCGUGCACAUCCAAAAUGAUAGUUUUUGUGUUAAAUAUACUAAAUAUUACUUAUUUAUUUAAAUAUGGUUUGAAUAAUUUUUGAUAUUUUUACGAUAACCCAAAGGAAUUAGGUUUUAUAGUCCUUAAAAUCAUUAUAACCUAACAUGGCUCUUUCUAUACCAAUUUUCGCUAGGGGAUCUAGUGGAAUCAGUGCUGUUUUGGGUCCUCCGAAUUUCGAGCCAUUGAAAGAUGUACCACCAAUUCAAAGUAAAGCAUGUCGGACUCUGAUAUUUAGUCCAGAUGGAACAUAUUUUGCUUAUGUUAUGGGAUCUACGAUUACUGUACUUAAAACUGGAAACUGGCAAACAGUUGCCACAAUUCAAGAUACAAAAACGUAUCAUUUGGCUUUUUCACCAAAAAGUACAUUCUUAAUGACUUGGGAACCGUUUACUGUGAGCAAUGCAAAUCCUCAGGGCAAUCCAAAUCUGAAAAUUUAUAGAACAGAAAAUGGGGAACUAAUAAAAAGUUUUGUUCAGAAGAAACAAACCAACUGGGAACCACAGUGGAGUAAUGAUGAAAAGUUAUUUACUAGGCCAGUUAAUACUGAUGUUGUAUUUUAUGAAGACCUUAAUUUUGAAAAAAUUGUUUCAAGACUAUCGGGCCAUAAAAUUGUAUCUUACAGUUUGUCCCCUAAUACUGGCUCUUAUUUUGUCUUAUGUCAUACUCUGGGAAGCCCAGGCCAACCCUCUUUUGGAAGGCUGUUCAAAUAUCCAAACUUUGAUAAUCAGCAGUCGAUUGCGAAUAAAAGUUUUUUCCAAGCCGAUAAUAUGGAUUAUUUAUGGAACUCGAAGGGAAAUAAUGCAUUGCUGUUGACGUCAACUGAGGUGGAUAAAACUGGGGGAUCUUAUUAUGGCAAGCAAGGGCUUCAUUUUCUUGGUUUAAAUGGAUAUACUUCUCUUGUCACAAUGAAUAAAGAAGGACCUAUUUACAGUGUACAGUGGUCGCCGAAAAAUCAAGAAUUCUGCGUAGUGUAUGGAUUUAUGCCGGCUAAGGCUACAAUUUUCAAUUUGAAAUGCGAGCCGGUGUUUGAGUUGGGUACUGGGUCCAGGAAUUCUGUUUAUUACAAUCCUCAGGGUAACAUACUGUUGUUGGGUGGAUUUGGCAAUCUUAGAGGUCAGAUUGAGACAUGGGAUGCUGUCAACAAGAAGAAAAUAGGCAGUUGUGAAGCCCCAGAUUCAACCAACCUCGAAUGGGCUGCCGACGGGGAACAUUUCCUAACCUCCACUACAGCCCCACGUUUGAGGACAGCAAACGGUUUUAAGGUGUGGCACUACUCCGGAUCUCUGUUACACGAAGUGAGCUGGCCUCAAGGCGAGGAGCUCUACGAAGUCGUGUGGAAACCCUUUCCUAAACUGGCAUUUAAAGACCCACAGAUAACAAAUAAAAAGGUCGAGGGCAUAGUUCCCAGCCAGCCACAAGCUUCUAAACAGGCUUACAGGCCUCCAUCAGCCAGGAAUAAGCCGGUGGUGAAUUUUAAGCUUCACGAUGAGGACGAAGAAGCCCAUAAAGUCGGUUCAAAUAAUAACCCAUCUAAGGCGGCGCUGAAGAACAAAAAGAAGAGAGAAGCGAAGAAAGCAAAGCAAGGUGAAGAUGGGGAAGAGCAGCAAUCAGCACCGUUGGUCAGUAGCGUGAAGGUAGAACUGACAGGGGAUCCAGAAAUUGACAAAAAGCUGAAAAAUAUCAAAAAGAAACUGGAUGCGAUAGAAAAGUUGAAGAAAGACCAAGCUUCCGGGAAAACUCUGGAAAUCAAUCAGCUGGCGAAAAUCAAAGGAGAGGCUGAUUUGUUGAAAGAACUGGAGAAUUUAAAAGUCUAAAAAAAUAUAUAUAAAUGAAAAGGAGAAAUAUUUUAUAUAUUUUUUAAUGACAUUGUCUUGUUGCGCUUUGAUGGAAAUAAAUGAUAUGAUUGAGUUUA